Messenger RNA from Mytilus trossulus (common blue mussel), 583 nucleotides. RefSeq lists its product as uncharacterized. The transcript has 4 exons. Bases 70 to 573 code for a protein of 167 amino acids. The record is from RefSeq and is a predicted model, not a curated record. NCBI's taxonomy places the organism in Eukaryota, Metazoa, Mollusca, Bivalvia, Mytilida, Mytilidae.
UCAGAAGAAAAACCAGGGGAUAAAUUAAAUCUACAGUAUUUAUACUGUCACAAAUAAACCAAGUAAACAAUGUUCCUGUUGGUAUUUUUAACAGUGAUCUUUACCAUUUCCUUGUGUCAUGGUUGUAGCCAGAGGAACACAGUAUCUAUUGAAGACAAUCUUAAAACAUCUCAUCUUGUCGUAGGUGCAACGAUCAUUGGUGAAAAUGUUACUUUUUAUAAGGCAAAUGUGUUAUGUGUGAUUAAGAACAGCAAGAGAUUAAAUGAACGAUAUGUAUUAAUUCCAAAAGAAGGUACUCACAGUGAUGGACUAUGUUUUGAAAACAACUUCGAGUAUUAUACAAAGUACAUACUAUUCUUAAGAGAGCUUGUACCGAGUGCACCUUUAUAUAGGACGUACAGCGCUGAGCUGCCUUAUAGUAGACUCACAGAAAUGAAAGAUAUCUGUGAAAAUUCAAACAUAUGCGAAGAAGGUAAAGAUAGCUGCUUCAGUGGGACAGGAACUACAAUACGAUUAGUGUGGACAAUUAUGUGUGUUCCUAUGGUACUGAUGUACCUCGGAUAUUUUACAUGAGAAGCAUACU